UUUGCAGCUUUAUGCUAAAAACUAAAACUUUUUUGGACGCAAACGCGAACGGUACGCGAAGCGCAUGCGCGGACGAAAGAUCAUGCCAUCAAAGCCCGACAACGGUAUUCGUGGGCCGCGACUGAAACGUGUCUGAAAUUCGCGAAAGAACUGUCCCCAAAAGAGUUCUCCCCACCCAGUGACAAGUGCAGAAAACCAAUCAAACACACAAAUAAACCCCCCAUACCCAAUAAGCAUGCGGGAACGCAGUCAGACAGCACCCAGACGCCGUCGAGCGGGUCCCAAGCAGGCGCUUCCCGGCAGCCACGAGGGAGUUGGUGCCCUUGAGUCUCCCUACUACACCAUCGACAACACGGAGGACAUCUACGGAACCACGCUGCUGCCCUCGCAACGCUGCUACGUGGAUCCCUGGGACCUGGAGAACUACGACUAUGUGCGCAAGAAGAUCGAUGAUGGUACCGGCCAGGAGGUGGAUGAAAUCCACUAUGGAGAUUCCCAGACCCCAAGUCCCAGCUACGGAAUGGGAAUGGGAAUGGCUGCUACCAUGCCACGCCCCCACACACAGACGCGUCGCGUGUCACGCUCCCAAUGCCAGCUCGAGUGCUGUGUGCCCCAAAGAAGCCGGCGGAGGAGCAGGAGCAGCCGCAAGGAGCCCCUCUAUACAGCCAGGAGUGACAUAUACGGAGCUCCCAGUCGCUACGACGACUACAUGGCCACGAUGACCAGGCAGCUGCAUCUUGACAACGAUGAGCAUGAUGCCGCAGAGGAGGAGGAGGAGGAGGAGCUGCGGGCGGAGCUCUACGCAGAGCAGCGACAGCUCUACAACGGCUACGGAGGCUUCUCCAGUGCCAGCUCCACCGAGCACCCCUCCUCCAUUGGUGACGAGCUGCCCAUGCCCCAACGGCGAGCAGUCACCCUGCAGCGCCGCCCCGCCACCAGUCAGGUCCCCAACAGCAAUAUUUAUGGAACGGCACCGCACCCGAGACGCAAGCGCAGCGGCAAGCCUGCCCCACCGCUGACCGCACCACCGCAAAUCGACUUUCCCGCCCCGCCCCCCCUUUCGCCCGCCUACGACUACUGCAAUCCCUAUGCUACACUGCCGUACUGCAGCAUUCCGGAUUGCAGUGAGUGCCAGCAGCACGCCACGUCCCUCCUCUACGCGGCACCCUCCACCCUCUACGGAACUCUGGGUGGUGCAGGGGGCUCGGGGCUGGGCUCGGGGCUGGGCUCGGGGGCAGGUCGCGCACGGACUCAGUGCGAGUCCCCGCACUCCUCCGGAGGCGACUCCUCGCUCUACUCGGGAAUUUACGCGCGUAAAUUCGGCCUGAGCAAGAAGGGUCUGCUCCAGAUCGACUACUCCUGCAGCUGGAACGACUUGGAUCGGGUCAUGCAGCGCCAGUUUUAGGCACUCUCCCUGGGUGCUCGAGUGUUUGGGUGCUUGGGUUCGGAAUAGCAUUAGAGCGGAACAACAUUAUGUCCUUAAGUCAUCAUCUUAUAAACAAAUACACAUACGCAAUACCAAAUAACUGAACAUAUUCGUCGUAGCAAGUAGUGUUUCAACAUUGAAAUUGAUUGAAUAAACUUUUGAAAAAGGUUA
Molecule: messenger RNA, 1597 nt
Organism: Drosophila pseudoobscura
Lineage: Eukaryota; Metazoa; Arthropoda; Insecta; Diptera; Drosophilidae
Product: dynamin-binding protein
Exons: 3
Coding region: 236-1405 (389 amino acids)
Source: RefSeq, a predicted model, not a curated record